Molecule: messenger RNA, 2599 nt
Organism: Bactrocera neohumeralis
Lineage: Eukaryota; Metazoa; Arthropoda; Insecta; Diptera; Tephritidae
Gene: MICU3
Product: calcium uptake protein 3, mitochondrial
Exons: 11
Coding region: 55-1533 (492 amino acids)
Biological process (GO): calcium import into the mitochondrion; mitochondrial calcium ion homeostasis
Cellular component (GO): uniplex complex
Molecular function (GO): calcium ion binding
Source: RefSeq, a predicted model, not a curated record
UUCAAUUAGUUCUUCGUUGAUUUUCUUAUUUGUGCUGUUAUCGUUUUUCGGAGAAUGGCUGCAUUUGGUAAAAUUGCGAAUCGAGUGUUAAAUUUAACACCAAAUUUGCGACCAUUACAAAGAAAUCUUCACAAAUUAAACAGUGCCAAAAGUGUGCCAAAGAAUUAUACAAAAUAUUUAGUGCUUGUGGGUGGUGGUCUGACCGCGUUGAUAUGUACAAAUUAUCUCAAAAGCGAACGUUUAGACGCUGCUUUUCGCAUGCGAAAGAGCGAAGAUGAAAAUUUGCUUAAGAAAUUGACGUCACGUGAGCGCCGCUUCAUCAAGUUCGCAUCGGUGGAAUACCGCGGCCAAUUGUAUAUGACACCGCAAGAUUUCCUAGAUUCUGUGGUUGAGCAAGAGCCAAGACCACGCCUGAAACGACGCAUGCUGAGUGACCAAGACUUGCAGACCAUAAAAGACAACACACCGCCCUUGAAGAAAGGCUCAAAAAUGCUAUUUCGCACACUAAGAGACAGAGGCAUUGUUUCGUACACAGAGUAUCUCUUCCUGUUAUCCGUUUUGACAAAGCCCAUUUCUGGUUUUCGCAUUGCAUUUAAUAUGUUCGACACUGACGGCAAUCAACGCGUUGAAAAGGAUGAAUUCCUGGUGAUUUUGAGAAUUUUGGGUGGUACUUUCAAGCAGUCUAAAGUCGACGAAGAAACGCGUAAGCUUUUGUUAAGUUUACUUUGGACUCAAGAAACUGCGGAUGAAAUAUUUUUCAAAGCUACAAAAAAAGCUGAAGAAAGCAACGAUAUGGAAAGCAUUUUUAGUGGUGUCUGGAAGGAUAAACGACGUUCCAAGGACGAUAGCGAUAAAAAGCAAUCGAAAAAUGAACCUGUAAAACGCGCACAGGACGAUUACAUUGCUGACGAUGAGGGCCUACAGCGCAAACAUCGCAUCGAUACCACACUACAGAUCCAUUUGUUUGGCAAGAAGGGCAAUCAGGACCUCAACUACGAUGGCUUCUACAAAUUCAUGGACAAUCUACAGACAGAGGUGCUCGAAUUGGAGUUCAAUGAGUUUUCCAAAGGCAAUGUGGCGAUCACAGAAAAUGAUUUUGCAAAAAUCUUACUACGUUACACCUAUUUGAAUACGGAGGAAUACGAUGCAUAUUUGGAGCGUCUGAUGGAUCGCGUUAAAGAGGAACGCGGCAUAACGUUCGAUGAGUUUCGUGACUUCUGUCGCUUCCUCAACAAUUUGGAGGACUUUGCAAUCGCUAUGCGCAUGUAUACGCUGGCCGAUCGUGCCAUCUCACAAAGUGAAUUCUCGCGCGCUGUGAAAAUUUGCACUGGCUUCAGCCUUAGUAAACAUUUGAUUGAUACGGUUUUUGCCAUUUUCGAUGACAAUGGUGACGGUAUGCUGUCCUACAGAGAGUUCAUCGCCAUCAUGAAGGAUCGUGUGCAUCGUGGCUUCAAAUCCAACGCCAAAUCGGAGGGCUGGGACGCUUUCCGGCACUGUGUGAAGCACGAAAUGAAGCACGCCGAAUCCAAAUAAAGCGAAAAAAACAGUUUUCUGCGAUAUGCUUUUUGUUUGAACGAAAAGCUUGACAACGAAAAAAGUCCAAGCGCGUUUCUUUAUAUAAAAGUCGUGAAAAUACUAGCAAACAAAAAAUACCAAAUAUAUUACGAAAUAAUAGCACAAAUUUUUUAAUUAAUAAUUAAUUACCAAAAAAUUAACAAUUGCAAAAAAUUUAAUAAUUGCAAACAAAUAAUAAUUGCAAAAAAUAAUAAUUAAUUUAAAAAAAUUUAAUUAUUUAUUAAAAAAUAAUAAUAAUUAAUUACAAAAAAAUUAAUAAUUACCAAAAAAUUAAUUAAUUACAAAAAAUUUAAUUGUUAAUUAAAAAAAUUAAUUAUUAAUUAAAAAAAUUAAUUAUUAAUUAAAAAAAAAUUAUUAUUAAUUAAAAAAAAUAAUAAUAAUUUGUUACAAAUUAAAUUCAAACAACUGCAUACCCGCUACUAAAAAACUAUAGUCAAAGAAAACAAGAUUUCGAAUAUGAAAAAUAUUUAUUAAAAUCGCAUUAAAAGCCGCGUGCUGUAGGCAAGCCAAAGUUAGCUAGCAAAUUACGUAUUAUUUAUAUAUUUGUAAAUUACUGCAUUUACAUAUAUGUAUGUAUGUAUAUGCAUAUGUAAAUCUGUGUUUAUUAUUUCUUUUUAAUUUAAAAUUUCAGUAAUUUUCAAGCAAGUUGAGUUUUUGCAAAUGCAAAAUUAUUAUUUUCGUGUGUAGUAAAUUAUUUUAUGUAUCAGUUACAAUUAUAUACAUAUGUAUGUAUAAACUUAUUUAUUAAAUCGCCAUGUUAUGUUUGUGAGUUUGUUUAAUUGUUGCCAAUUGUAUUUUUGUUGACUAAUUUUAGUUAAUUUUUCAUUGCUAAUAUUAUUUGUUAAAUAUUGAACGCAGUGCUGGCACUCGGCUGCUUAACGCUAUACAAACAAAAAAUACAUACAUAAAUACUUAAAUGUACAUAUGUAUGUAUGUGCUAAAUGAGCGUUUAAGUAAAAUUUAAUUGUUACCAAAAAAAGAAAAGAUCAUAAACAAAUAAAAACGUGAUAAUAAAAAGCUAUAA